Halichondria panicea is the source of this 1198-nucleotide messenger RNA. RefSeq names its product TNF receptor-associated factor 6-like. Gene Ontology annotation, molecular function: protein binding. The coding region runs from base 161 to 1150 and encodes 329 amino acids. Lineage: Eukaryota; Metazoa; Porifera; Demospongiae; Suberitida; Halichondriidae. The transcript has 2 exons. The record is from RefSeq and is a predicted model, not a curated record.
CAGUUUAAAAAAAAAAUAACAGCAAGACACCAGUUAGGAGGUAAGCAUAAGUGUUCAACGCUUGUGUUUGUGUAGCCUCGGUCCCAGGCCGAUAGAACGAAGUUAUCUAGUUGGUGGCCUAGCUAGAGACAACUCGGCUGGGAACAAGCCGGCUCGAGAAAUGGCUACAUGUACAUUCAGUGGAGGUUACGAUUAUGAUUUUAUAGAUCAACUCCCCAAAUCUUUGGAGUGUUCGAUAUGCCUGUUGACUCUACAAGACCCCAUGGUCAUCAGUUGCUGUGGUAACCACUUUUGUGAAGCUUGCAUUGGUCGAAUCAAGAGUAACAGAAAACCUUGUCCCCUCUGCAAUUCUCCAGACUUCACGACACUUCUCCACAAGGGUGUGGCCCGAGAGGUGAACGCCCUGAGGGUGUAUUGUCCCAAGAAGGCCCAAGGCUGUGACUGGCAAGGGGAGCUAGGACAAGUGGACCACCACCUCAACCCCACAGCUAACUCUAGGGGGUGUGGCUUUGUCAUGGUUGAGUGCAAGUACAAGUGCGGGGGAUUGUUCGAACGACAAAUGAUUGCUUCUCAUGAUUGUGCUAAACGACCAAUCGAAGUGAAGAUGGCUUUUCUGGCUAGAAAAUUAGAGAUGCUAGCUACAGAAGUUACGACACUCAAAGCUGAGAACACGUCACUGAAACAGCAAAUGGAAGCUCGACCACUACCACCAGUACCUCCGUUCUACUAUACCCUAAAUAAUUAUCAGCAGUGUAAGGAGGAAAACCGUACAAAAACGAGCCCACCAUUCUAUUCUAAUCCUAAAGGCUACAAAAUGCGCUUAGAGAUACACCCAAACGGAUUCGGGACUGGACAGAAUACACACUUGUCAUUGUUUGUAUUCAUAAUGAGAGGGGAGUUCGAUGACAUGCUUCAGUGGCCAUUCACAGGAAGAGUCACCAUAGAUAUGUACAGCAACAAGUCAAAGCAGUGGACUCAACUGCAAGUGGUUGAUUUCAAGGAUAAUCCAGUUGAGAGGAAAUGUGAUCGUUCAACGAGUGGUGGUAAUGGGUAUCACAUCACACAAGACAAAAUUACAGAGUACGUGAUCAAAGAAGAAACUCAUCAUACUCGUGUCUGUUUUCGAGUAAAUCGUGUGGAACUAGUUUAAAUGUUGUGUAUUUACUGCCGUAGACUUGAUAUAAUUGACUCACAAUAA